AUGUCAUAUAAUUUAGCAAACAAAAUUGCAAUAGUUACUGGUGGACUCACCGGAAUUGGUUUAGCCACCACCAUAAAACUACUUAAACAAGGUUCAAAAGUUAUUGUAGGUGAUUUUUUACAUGAACAUGAAAUUGAUACUGUUUUAAAUCAUAUUCAUAAACAAGUUCCUGAAAAUAAUCGAAACAUUAAAUUUUUAAGAAUAAAUAUUGCUAAUUAUCAAGAUAAUGUCAAUUUAGUUGAUUUUGCCUUGGAUGAAUAUCUGGAUUUGCAUUAUGUUGUAACAAAUACAGCCAUUACUACCACCACCGCCAUUGCCAGUAAUAAAACCGAAACAAUCGAUCAAUUCAAAGACGUGAUCGAUACUAAUUUGAACGGGGUUUUCGCUUUAAACAAAUUAGCUAUUAAUUAUUGGGAAGAAUUUCAUAAACCAGGGAGUAUUGUCAAUGUUAGCAAUAUAUUGGGAUUAACCACCACUAAGGGGUUAACAAGUUAUCGUGUUUGCCAAGGUGGAGUUCAAUCAUUAACACAAUCUUUAGCUUUACCAUAUGCUAAUAAAGAUAUAAGACUCAAUUCAGUGAUUCCAGGUUAUGUUGAAAUAUCCCCUAUGUUGGGUCAAAUUAAUCAACAUAUUGCAACUACAGCCAUAAAGCAACAUCCAAUGGCUAGAUUGGGGAACCCUGAUGAAAUUGCAAAUGCUAUUGCUUUCUUGUUAUCAGAUGAAGCGUCGUUCGUUAAUGGUACAUCGUUGGUGGUUGAUGGAGGAUAUUCUGCCCAAAUGGGAAAUUAA
Candida albicans SC5314 is the source of this 789-nucleotide messenger RNA. RefSeq lists its product as uncharacterized. Lineage: Eukaryota; Fungi; Ascomycota; Pichiomycetes; Serinales; Debaryomycetaceae. Gene Ontology annotation, molecular function: trans-2-enoyl-CoA reductase (NADPH) activity. Bases 1 to 789 code for a protein of 262 amino acids. Gene Ontology annotation, cellular component: peroxisome. Gene Ontology annotation, biological process: phytol metabolic process. The transcript has a single exon. The record is from RefSeq and is a predicted model, not a curated record.